Molecule: messenger RNA, 1263 nt
Organism: Puntigrus tetrazona (Sumatra barb)
Lineage: Eukaryota; Metazoa; Chordata; Actinopteri; Cypriniformes; Cyprinidae
Gene: batf
Product: basic leucine zipper transcription factor, ATF-like
Exons: 3
Coding region: 243-617 (124 amino acids)
Biological process (GO): regulation of transcription by RNA polymerase II
Cellular component (GO): nucleus
Molecular function (GO): DNA-binding transcription factor activity, RNA polymerase II-specific; RNA polymerase II cis-regulatory region sequence-specific DNA binding
Source: RefSeq, a predicted model, not a curated record
GCAGGGCGAGAGAGAGAGAGGGAGUGAAGCAGAGCAAGAAAGAAAGAGUGUGAGUAUUGCAGUCUCUACUCAUUCUUCAGUGGACCGCGAUCAGUUCACAUCUCUCUUCUAAACACAUGCAGUCUCACAUAGCCUGAGACAGACAGAGACAGACAGAUAGAUAGUUAAACAGGCAGAGAGAAAGACACCGGCGGAAGACAGACGCUGAAGGAGGUCAAAGGUUUCACAGGGACUGAAGUGGCAUGGCUCAGGGCUCUGACAAUAACGACACCAGCUAUACCAAAUCCCCCUCACCGGGCAAUAAACAGGGUUCGACGGAUGACGUAAGGAAGGUGAUGAGGAGAGAGAAGAACCGCAUCGCGGCGCAGAAGAGCCGAAUGAGACAAACGCAGAAAGCCGACAGUCUGCACCUGGAGAGUGAGAGUUUGGAGAAGGAGAACGCGGCGCUCAGGAAAGAGGUGAAAAGACUCACAGAAGAGGCCAAAUAUCUGUCCACGGUCCUGAGCAACCAUGAGCCGCUGUGCACGGGCCUGAGCGGUGCGUCCACAGAGCUACUGUACGGCGCUCACCAUGGUGCUUUUCACCAGCACAUCAGCGUGCCUCAUUACCCGCUCUGACCAGCAGAGGACGCCGCAGAACCACCGGGUAUCCGCCUGUGGGCGACAGUCAAUGAACUUUGAUUUGAGUCAUGAACCACACAAGAGUCAUCAGAGGGCACUGAAGUGAUCUUACAAUCAUUUCCUGAAUAUCAGAAAAAAAAAGGCUGCAGAUGUAAUGAUUUUUGUGGCACUGACAUCUGAAUAGAAUUUUUCGUUUUUUUUCUCGUCUAAAGUAAAAUAAUCCCAGCUCCUUGAACAAAAACUCAUGUCUGUAAAAUGCAAGCAUCUGUAGUGUUAAACGUCGGCUACUGACACAAUGAAUGUUUUUAAUUUAGAUUUUAUUAGAAACCACUCUACUGAUUCAUAUGAUCAUUUAUUUAAUUCUAUUUCUGUGAAAUGUUUAUGAGAUGACUGGAUUCUAAGAAAAAUGAUUGUUUAUCCUGUUCACAAAUAAUAUGUGUGAAUGUUUUUCUAUUAUGACUCAUUUAAGAUGUUGAAUUGGUCAAACAUUCUGAAUGUACUUUAUACACGAUUCUAGAAAAGUAUUUUUAUUCUAAACCCUUUGGGAUAUUUUAAAGUUGUAUGAGGCUAUAUCUCAAAUGUGGAGGGAGAAAAAAUUUGUACCCGUGAUCACCUGAGGACAAAAUAAAAACUGUAAAAUACA